Molecule: messenger RNA, 930 nt
Organism: Vicia faba (fava bean)
Lineage: Eukaryota; Viridiplantae; Streptophyta; Magnoliopsida; Fabales; Fabaceae
Source: the annotation of a GenBank genome assembly
AUGAUGUUUGAUAUAGAAAGAAUGCAAUCUAUGUCUAACCUUGAUUGCUUUCUUCAUCGUACAACACCUGUGGUACCAUCUAAGUUUCUUCAACAGAACGAGAUUAGAAACCUUAACCGUUUAUGGAAUCGUUGUUGUGAUAAAGAAGCAGUUGAAUAUUUCAGUUUGAGUGACCUUUGGAAUUGCUAUAUUGAGUGGAGUGCCUAUGGAGUUGGAGUUCCAAUUCACUUGAAUGAUGAUGAUUCACUUGUGCAAUACUAUGUCCCUUAUCUCUCUGCAAUUCAAAUAUUCACUAGCAAUAAUUUCAGAGAAGAGAUUAAGUGUGGUGAUAAUGAGACACGAGAUUCGUUGAGUGAUUCUUACAGUGAUGAUAGCGAAUGUGAUAAGAUAUGGAGUUCAUUAGAAGAAGGAGAGAGCCUUUGGAAUUUGGAUGAGAGAUUGGGUCAUCUCGAUUUUCAGUAUUUUGAAAAAUCAACUCCUAAUGAAAGAGUUCCUUUGAUCGAUAAGAUUAAUGGAUUAACAGAAAGGUACUCUGGUUUGACGUCACUUAAAAGCGUUGAUCUCUCACCAGCAAGUUGGAUGGCAGUUUCUUGGUACCCAAUAUAUCAAAUUCCCGUGAGAAGGACAAUUAAAGAUCUUUCAACAUGUUUUCUCACUUACCACACACUUUCAUCUUCUUUUCAAGAUAUGGACCGUGAUGAUGAAAUGGAAGGAACACAAGAGAAGAAGAAGAAAUAUGAAGCAAUCUCUUUGGCUCCAUUUGGUUUGGCCACGUACAAGAUGCAAGGGAGUAAUUUGUGGGUCUCAGGAAAUUGUGGUACGGACCAAGAAAAGGUGGUUUCACUAUGUAGUGUUGCUGAUUCAUGGUUGAAGCAACUAAAUGUCCACCAUCAUGACUUUAAUUACUUCAUGGGUAUUAGGCAUGGCUAA